AUGGCUCGCUUUCCACUUUUAAUAAAAAUUGCAAACGUAUUGGCUUAUGUUUUUCUUACUGGAGCCAACGUAUACUCCGGCUUUGGUCCUGAAGAGGAUGAUUCUCCAUACCGUACAAACCAUCCAACCUAUAUUUCUCCAGCUUCUUUUGUAUUUGGUAUUGGGGGUCUCAUACAUUUCUUGUUAGGUGGUUACGUUAUCUAUCAAUUCUUCAGCUCUAAUCAAGAAGUUGUUGAAGAUGGCGUUGGCUGGAAAUUUGUUGGAAUUUCCUUGUUGAACACUUUAUGGCUUUAUCUCUGGGUAUGCAUUUUACAGCGCCACUUUCAUGUAAUUCAACUUUCAAGGGUUUAUUAUCUUAUCAAAACGGAUUAUGCCGGAGGCAGUUUUAACGAAAAAGUCUUUAUUCAUGCACCAUUCUCUCUUUAUAAUGCAUGGAUCUAUGUAAUGUUUAUUAUUAGCAUUUACGCUGCCUUCUUACCUGUUAAGGAGGAGGAUGAAUCACCAAGCAUUUUAGUUAAAUCAUUUGUUGUUUUGGGAUUAUUUAUCCUUGGCUUUAAAGCUUCAAUUGUUUACAUCGAAGCUGCACAGGGCGACAUUGUUGGUGCUGUUGUAAUUGCUUUUACUUUGUACGGAAUCUUCGUUGAACAGACGGAUCCAGUUAUUCAUUGGACCGCUCUUGGUUUUGCUAUUAUUACUUCAAUUCACAUCUUGAAACCUUUCUAUCUUAAAUACGUCCGUGGUGAAGAAGGCGAAAGAGCUCGAUUGUUACCAUAA
Funneliformis mosseae is the source of this 774-nucleotide messenger RNA. NCBI's taxonomy places the organism in Eukaryota, Fungi, Glomeromycota, Glomeromycetes, Glomerales, Glomeraceae. The record is from the annotation of a GenBank genome assembly.